GGCGCAGCGCAACUCUGCCCUCGUCACCAUGGCCGCCUUCAAACUUCUGCUCCUCGUCGGCUGCUUCUCAGCUGCCUGCGCCACAGAAUCGUCGUGGGACGGAUUGAGAGUGAGGUGGUCCGUCCUGGGCCUCGUGGACAUCUUCCACCUGGCGUCGUUCUUCGACAUGCCCAAGACGGUGAGCGACGCGACGUCCGACGGCUGGGUGGCUGCCGUGGACUCCGGCGUCACCUCCAACGUGACCACCUACUGCAUGGAGGACGACCCUCGAGUCUGCAUGCUCUACGACGCCAACGGCAUCGCCGCCGGAAUCGACGUCAGCGUGUUGGUGGACGAUGUGUCCGGCCUGGACGUGGACUACGACUGGGACUCGCAGGAGAUGUUCGUCAGAAUGGAGCGCUUUGGUGUCCCCAUCUACAGAACCCGUGUCUACUGGGUGUCGGAAGAUGAACUGAACGAAGGGCGCAGCACGUGGAAGAACGGCCUCGGCAGCGGUCUCUGGUUCGAAGGCAAGAACGGCCGUCUGGAGAUCCCCAUCGAGCAGGCGAAGAUCGAGAGCGACACGCCGUACACCGAGCAGGCGUGCAUCCCCACCAUGGGCACCCACUACUACUACAACAUGACGGAGACGUCGGACUGCUCGCAGUUCUUCCCCUACUUCCUGCUGGUGGACGGCCGCUCCGGGAAGCUGCACGGCGUCGGCUUUCAGACGUACGGCAAGGCCAGCAAGAAGAGCAGGAACUGGUUCGAGGCCAUCCCCACUGCCGCCAUCAAGCCGACUGUCCCACACUCUCCUGACUGCCUGGUGGACUGGGUCGACAAAGUGGGAGUCAUCUCCUUGCAUGUCUACUUCAAGGACAACGAAAAGACCAUCGGGUGUUGAUACUGUACAUCCUGAAUAAAAGAUACUGCAAAGUGUGUUCCAGUGUAUGACAUGUCAAUAGAGAAUGAACAACGUGUUUCACAUGUGA
This is a messenger RNA of Schistocerca piceifrons (Central American locust), 971 nucleotides long. RefSeq lists its product as uncharacterized. The record is from RefSeq and is a predicted model, not a curated record. The transcript has 7 exons. NCBI's taxonomy places the organism in Eukaryota, Metazoa, Arthropoda, Insecta, Orthoptera, Acrididae. Bases 29 to 883 code for a protein of 284 amino acids.